CUCGAAUGUUCGGGAACGUGAGUGACACACAUUGUGUAUGAAUCGAUGAAUUCGAGAAUGUUUUAAAGUUAACAAGCUUGUAUGAAUAAUAAGGAUCUAUUUUUAAUACUUUAUGAAAAUAAAAUUAUUUUAAUGUUUAACGACGACAUAUAAUAUUAAAUAUUGAAUUAAAUAUUUUACUAGAUAAUUUACCAAAAAAACUGAUAAAUAAAUUCCAAACUCUACAUUACAAUUUAAGUUAUUUUGAAUGGUAUUUCUAAUAGAAACAAAAGUAUAUAGAAAUAUUGUAGGAUAAUAUGAAUUUUUUCAACUAAAAGUACAGUAAUAAGUUCAAAAAAGAGGAUAUUUUGUAAAGUACUAUGUUAUUGGAAUAGUUUGUGAAAAUUUGCAACUAAUGGAGGAAAACUUCACAGAUGUAACCGGUUUCACAGAAUUUAUUGAAAAAACUAUGAAUUUAGUUAAGAAAAAUGCCAGUUAGACUUAACUAAAAAGCUUAACGUACAGAAGUUCAUUAACAUGUAAAUAGUCUUUGCAUUUUUUAUUAUAUUCCAUAAAAACGGAUCCUUAAAAAUAAGUAAAUAUUGUAUCAACAUAAAAAUUUUCCUUUGUAAAUCGUUUCAAUACAAAGUAUAUGUAAAUUAGAAAUUAUUGUUGUAAUAGUACAAAAUUGAUGAUAAUUAGUUGAUCAUGUAUUGAAGGUCAAAAAUAUUUUUUAUACACCUGAUAAUUAGAGUCGCCAUGAACAUUAAUCUGAUUUUAUAUAUUUUCUAUAUACUUAAAUAUGAAAACUGCACUGAACGUUGAUAAUUAUUUUUUUUAAUUUUGAUCAAGAAUUUUAUUCUUUAUACUUUAUUCUAUAUUUAUUCUAUAUUUAACUUUCCAAGUAAGAAUUUGAAUCGAUUAUAGAAAUUUGUUCGAUUAUUCCUAUCGAAACGGUUGGUUAUGGAUACGCGGCCAAUAAUCCGGAUUUUAAACAUAUGCUGAUAUAUGAAAUACUACAUGUAGGGAAACUUUAUCAAGAGAACUCAUAAUAAUGUCAAGAUACACCUUAUGAGUAUUGUUUUCGAAGAAGUAUUUAUGAUAGUAUAGUAGUUUCGGGGACUAAAGUAUUAGAGACAAUAAAAUGAAAAAUAUUUUAUUUGUGUAUGAUUUGAUUUCUCGUUAACAUACAAACUAUUCAAUUUUUUUAUUGUAAUGCCAAACUAAAUAGUUGUAUUUCUUAUAAUUGCUAAUAGAACAGCUCAACCAGUAUAUGAUACACGCAGUAAAUUUCUCAUGUACCUCUUUCUCCUUCUUGCUCUCGAUCCAUAUCUUCUUUUUUGUUUCAUGUUGAUAUUGACAAUAUUGUUUUUGGUUUGAACGAUUCUUUAUCAUAUUCAUUCAGUUUGAUGUCCAGUAACCAAUAGCGAACUCAUUUGAACCAAUUCUUACAAAAGCCGUUGAAAAUUUAGGAAUUUAUCGAGGAUUAAUUUCAAUACGUCACUAAUAUUGUGUUUUAUAUGCAGUUCAAAAUAAUUGAGAGUAGUUUAUUUAAAAGCUAAUCUAUUUAAAAAUUAGGAACACUUCGUGUACCUUAUUCUUGUAAUUGCACAAAUUUUCAUUCGAAUUAUUUUUUAGUGAACAAGACUUUAUUUUGAAUGUUUGUAUGUGAUAAAUCUAACCGUUAAAUUACUAGUUAUUAUAAAAUUUUAAUUAUUUGAAAUAUUUUUAAAAUACCGACCUGUGACUGACGUAUCAGCAGUCACUACCAAUUUUUUGUUGCUAGCCUGGUAUAUACUCGAGAAGCCGAGAAUUUUCUACGUUCUCUCAUUGGUUAAAUGUAAAUUGAUUGUUCACGAACUUUCUCGAAACACUUCGGUAAGUAUAUAACCGGCUCUAGCCGGCGUUGAUGUCAGUUUCUACUGUUAGCAGUUUGUGAGAAGUGCCACAGUCGAAAAAGUUAUUCGCAGCAAAUUUACAAAAAAAAAAUAAGAAAAUGUCUCUAAUUCCAUACUUGUUCGACGACUCCUAUUUUGCGAGACCGUCAAGAAUUUUCGACCAACAUUUUGGAAUGGUGUUGGAGCCCGAGGAUUUAUUCCAACCGGUUUCCAGACAUUUCCUUCGUUGUCCGGCUGGCUACAUAAGAAAUUGGAAAUCUGCAGCGUCGGAACAUGAUUCUGGAUCCGUCGUCAAUUACGGUAAAGAUCAAUUUUUGGCCAAUUUGGAUGUGCAACAAUUCAAACCUGAUGAAAUUUCUGUAAAAGUCACUGGAGAGAACACAAUUACCAUCGAGGGUAAGCACGAAGAAAAGGAAGAUGAACACGGCCACAUUUACAGACAUUUCCUUAGAAAAUAUGUCGUACCUAAAACUUACGAUAUGAGCAAACUCGAAUCAAAGUUAUCUUCUGAUGGAGUUCUUUCCAUUACGGCGCCAAGAAUUGAUGCAGGACAAAUAACCCACAAAGUUAUUCCUGUAGAACAAACCGGACAACCUGCCAAGGCCAUCGAAAAGGAAAGCGGAGCGGGUGAUAAGAAGUAAACUUUUACUCUCGCAUUUUUACAUGUUUAAUUUGUAAGUUUUUUUAUACCACUGCUUUUGUAUUUUUUGUUAAUUUUGAUUUGGGGUUAGUUCCACAAUUUAUGUUUUUUUUUUUAAAUUUGGUUCUAAUUUUAAGUGAUGAUUUGGAUAGUAUUUGUAUUUGUAUAAUUAGUCACUGUAAUGAUUUUGUAAGACUGGUUAACAUAAUAAACUUAUCGUUAUAUUGAUA
This is a messenger RNA of Diorhabda carinulata, 2747 nucleotides long. RefSeq names its product protein lethal(2)essential for life-like. The record is from RefSeq and is a predicted model, not a curated record. The transcript has a single exon. Lineage: Eukaryota; Metazoa; Arthropoda; Insecta; Coleoptera; Chrysomelidae. Gene Ontology annotation, biological process: response to heat; protein refolding. The coding region runs from base 1976 to 2518 and encodes 180 amino acids. Gene Ontology annotation, molecular function: protein folding chaperone.